GCCCCUUUUGCUAGCAAAGGUAUGUUGAUGCUCGUGAGCAACCUUGAAGGUGGAUGUCCCGCUACAAGAGAGUUCAAACAAUUCUUUUCAACAUUCAAGUCUUACAUGAGCUUUAUCAGCUCGGCAUCGAUAUCCUCAUCGAAAAACAUUGAUGUGGAGAUGAAUGGGAGAUGUGAAUUGCUUGCCAAGGCUAUGUCUGCAUUGACUGGAAGUAAAAGCAGCCAAUCAUCGGAGUUAAAAAUUACCAUGCUGUCAAUGGGAAAGACUUUGAUUGAGCAAAAGAGGCAAGGUUCAAGGAUAAUGUCAUUGAAGCAAAAGAAAGAGUUGGUUGUGGCUAUGGUGAAAUGGACUAGAAUUGUUGUAACAUUCGUAAAGAGUGUCGCCGAGAAGAGAGGAAAGUCGAUUGAUGAAUCAUCUUAUGGUCUUGAUGUUGAUGUUAAUGCCAGCAUUGGAAGUGGAAGUGAAAGUGAUGGUUCCUCUUCAUCCGAUAAUGAGAGUUCCUCAAACACUAAAUCACAAGGCUCGUCCAGCAAAUCCGGAAGUGAAUCAAAAACUGAGGCUGGAAGUACCGAAACUAAAACCGGAUCUGUUGGAUCGAAAACUGAGGCUGGAAGCGGAGGUUCUUCUUCGGCCAAGACUAAAGAAACCAGCGGUGGAAGUUCUGGUAACACUUACAAAGACACUACUGGUUCAUCUUCAGGCGCCAGUCCAAGUGGAAGUCCCACGCCCACCCCUUCUACGCCUACCCCUUCUACGCCCACCCCUUCUACGCCUACCCCUUCUACGCCUACCCCUUCUACGCCCACCCCUUCUUCUUCAACUCAUGCUGGUGGCAAAACCUCUGAAAAGGGAAGUGAGAGUUCUAGUGGAAGUGCUUCAACGAAAAAAGAAUCUAAAUCUAAGAGUGAAAGUGAAAGUGCUGCUACCAAGACAAAAGAAUCCAGCAGUGGUGGUACUUACAAAGACACUACCGGUACAUCUUCGGGAAGUCCGAGUGGAAGUCCCACUGGCAGCCCUUCUCCCUCAACUUCUACUGGUGGUAAAACCUCUUCCAAAGGAAGCUCAAGUGCUGACGCAAGUGCGAGUGCUGGAGCAAGUGCAAGUGCUGGUGCAAAUGCAAGUGCUGGCGAAAAUGCUGCUUCUCAAAAGAAAGAAUCCAACAGCAAAAGUUCAACUAGUAGCACAUCCACCACAUCAGUGAAAGAAGUUGAGAGCCAAACUUCCUCAGAAGUCAGUUCUUUCAUUUCGAACCUUGAGAAGAAGUACACUGGAAAUGCAGAACUCAAGGUCUUCUUUGACAAACUAAAGACUUCCAUGAUUGCUUCCUCAAAGCUUUCUGCCUCAAACGCAAAAGAAUUCGUCUCCGGGAUGAGAUCUGCUGCUUCAAAACUAUCUGAGGCAAUGAUGUUCGUGCGUUCAAGGUUUAGCAAAUCCGAAGAGACCAAGACCUCCAUGGAAUCAUGCCAACAACAAGUAAUGAAGAGUCUCCAGGAACUACAAGACAUCAACAGUCAAAUUGUGAGUGGCAAGACAGUGACAUCAACACAACAGACAGAGCUUAAGCAGACAAUCACCAAGUGGGAACAAGUCACAACCCAAUUCGUUGAGACUGCUGCUUCUUCAAGUUCAUCUUCAUCUUCUUCUUCUUCAUCUCAGAGCAGUGCAGGGAUGGCCAUGAAAAACUGAGUACUACAAAGCCAAAGCUACAUCAAUGUGCUAUAAAUCAGCAAGAAAGACUAACUAGUACCGCCUAAAAUACUAUAUUUAGUAGCUAAGUAGAGAUUUUAUUUUAUGGUUUUAAAUAAAACUAAGAUCGGUAU
Messenger RNA from Arabidopsis arenosa, 1820 nucleotides. The record is from the annotation of a GenBank genome assembly. NCBI's taxonomy places the organism in Eukaryota, Viridiplantae, Streptophyta, Magnoliopsida, Brassicales, Brassicaceae.